GCGGUUUUCUCACAUCGUUUUCUGGCAUACAGCAACAUUGAACUGAGAUUUCUUUUCCGAGGAGCUUUUACACUUUACACCAUACACUCUUCAGUUCAGUUCAUUCUACUGUGGAACGUUGUCGUGUAAAGUUUUAUAGCGGUUACGAUAUUUUUACGAUUCAUUCGGUUGCGUUGCACUAGUUGUUUAUCGCCAGUUCAUUGCAAUAUACCAAAUUUGGAACGUGAAUUAAUUAAAUAUUUAUGCGGUGGUGAAUGAACGAGAGGAUUUUAUAGUUUUAAAAAAUAUAUUUUUUUUAAUUAACCAAAUUGAAUACUCUUGUUAUAAAAUUGACAGUGACAAAUUAAAUCGGAAAAGGAUAUUUUCCAAUUGUUUUUUAUUUUAUUUUUUGAAAAAUAUAUAUUUUCCGAAAUGUAUAAAUGAAAUUAUAUUGCAUUACGGCAGUUAAACGAAAAUCGAUAUGACUUUGAUUUGAAAAGUAAAUAAGAUAAAACCGAAUUACGGUGGAUGCAUUAUAAAUGCAUUUUAUAAAUUCAAAACGUCUAUGGAUGGACUGUUUAAAAUGCAUUUUAGGAAGUAAAUAAAUAAUUAAUUUAAUAGAUUUUAGUGGGAAUUAUAUUUGAAAAUGUCAUGAAUUUAUAUAUAAUAUCAAUUACCAUCCAUAUAAUUGUGAAAAACGAAUUAAAAAAUUAAAUUAAAGGAACAACUUGACGUGCUGCAUAUGUGUCUGUGUGUGGUGUGACACAAAUAAUGCUUGAAUUGAAAUUAUGAAGUGUUUGUUAAUUGUGGUCUAUUCAUUAAAAAUGAAAAUGUGUUAAUUAAUGUUUUCCAUAGUUGCAUUAAAUCAAACAAAUUAGCUCUAAGAUUGAGAAGAAAUUCUUUUUGGAUUUGUUUGUGUAAACUUUUUAAAUUGGAUAUAUAUAAUUCGGAAUACACACUGCAGGCAUAAAUCAACACAAAAGAAGAACUGUCGCUGAUUGGACAUUGGUUAAAUAUUAUAUAUGGAAUUUCCCAUAAAUUAACGUUUUAUAUAAAAAAUGGUGCUAACAUUUAACAGAUGAAAAUGGAUCUACGGCAUAUUAUUAUUUAUGUGAGUGUUUCAACUUACUUGAUAUCAACCGUAGUCAGUGAUCAUCAUGGUGCGAAUAAAACAAUAGAUGGUGUGUGGCCGACAGAAAGUGAUUUGGAAAAUGAAUUAGAGAAACGUGUCAAAAACAUUGGAUGGUCAUCAUGGUCGGAGUGGUCGACAUGUUCUCGUUCUUGUGAUGGUGGUGUAGCACAACAGUUGCGUCGAUGUCGUGCUCCGAACGGUUGUCGUGGCGAACCAGUUCGACAUAAGAUUUGUAAUAUGCAGGCGUGCCCAGAAUCACAAGACUUUCGAGCCGCCCAAUGUGCUGCGUUCGACGAAGUUCCUUACGAUGGCCAGUUGUAUAAGUGGACGACACAUUACGACUAUUCAGAGCCAUGUGCUCUGACGUGCAGAGGUCGACCAGCCCAUUUGCCAGAUGAUAGCGACGACAGAGAUUCCCUUGGUCUAGACGAGGAGCCAAUUGUUAUCGUUCAACUAUUGAAUCGAGUUCAAGAUGGUACGAGAUGCCGUACCGGCAGUUUAGACAUGUGUAUUCAAGGAAAAUGUCAGCGUGUUGGUUGUGAUUUAAAGAUUGGAUCAGCAAAAAAGGUAGACGCAUGCGGUGUUUGUGGUGGUGAUGGAACUUCUUGUACACAACCUCUUUACAACUGGGAGAUAGCACCAAUGUCACUUUGUUCAGUUACGUGCGGAGGAGGCUACAAAAUGUCCAGACCGACUUGUCGAAAUCGUGUUACUGGCGGCGAUGUAGAUGAACAGUUAUGCAGUGGUAUCACCAGACCAGAACCAGCUGUGGUACAAUGUAAUACACACAUGUGUCCGCCAAAGUGGAUUGCGGACGAAUGGAGUGCUUGCACCAAAACAUGUGGUGGUGGUAUAAUGGAACGAACAGUUAUUUGUACCGAAGAGAGUAAUGGUAUUAAGAAUAAGGUCCCAGACGACGUUUGCCGAAGCACAAAGCCAUCAAAUGUGGAACAGUGUAACGUACACGAUUGUCCCAAGUGGAUUAUACGAGAAUGGUCGGGCUGUUCGGUAUCCUGUGGAACCGGAAUUCAAGUGAGAAAAAUCGAAUGUGUGGAUGGCUUAGGUGGCUUGAGUACAGGUUGUGAGAUUAGUGCAAAACCGACAACAACACAAGAGUGUUCAACGGGCAUUCCGUGUUCGAGUGAACAACACAUUGACCAAACUAGUAGUGAGGAGGACGAUGGACAUGUCGAUUCAUAUGAGCAUCCAGGACACGCCGAAAAUGUUCAAACCGAAACCAAUGAAGGACAUGAUGAGCACCAUGAGGAAGACCAUGAUGACACACACGAAGACGUUCACGACGAACAUUCGGCUGAACAUAUUUCGUAUGCUGAUCAACCGAGUCGCCAACAUCACAUGACAAAGUCGCAUGUGCAUCAUGAUGAGUUGCCGCCGAUUGCUGCUAGGCUAGUUCAUGAUAAUCAGGAGGUGCCCAGUGAAGCAACAUUCGUCAAGGACAGAGACUGGUCACCCUGCAGCGUGACAUGCGGCGAAGGAGUUCGUCGUAAAUUCUAUCGCUGUAAAAUAUUUUUGGAGCUAUCUAGAACUGUAGCAACAAUACAUAAUGAAUCGUUGUGCUCAGGACCUAAACCGCAAGCAGAAGUCGAAAGAUGCCUAAUGGAACCGUGUUCACUUGCUUAUGGGUAUGACGAUUCCUAUCCCAGAGAUUCUAUAAAAGUUGGAGUUUCUGAGCCGGGGAAGACAUAUGUUUGGCGAGAACAGGGCUAUACGAGUUGUAGUGCUUCCUGCUUGGGUGGCGUAGAAGAGUUAAUUGUAAAUUGUAUUCGAGAGGAUACCGGGAAAGUGGUCUCACCAUUUUUAUGUUCGCCUGAAACGAAACCAGAGGCACGAAUUCGGACCUGCAAUGAUCGACCCUGUCCUCCGAGGUGGAACUAUUCGGAUUAUUCACCAUGUUCUAAGUCCUGUGGCAUUGGUAUUAGAGAAAGAGAGGUACAAUGUAUACAUGAAGUGACAAGGGGUGGUGAAAAUACGAUGGUCGUUCCAAACAACAUGUGUCCACAACCACCUCCGCUAGAGCGUCAAUACUGUAAUGUUCUUGAUUGUCCAGUCAGAUGGGAGGUAUCUGAGUGGUCAAAGUGCUCAAAACAUUGUGGAAGUGGAAUAAAGGAAAGACGGGUGGAAUGCAAACAAAUUAUGGCUCAAGAGCACAAAGUGGAAAGGCGACCGGAAUUGUGUCCAAGUAUCAAGCCUCAAGAGAAAAAACCAUGUAAUGCCAAACCCUGUGCCCCUGAAGAUCAAAAACCACCAAUACAAUCUAGUAACUCUACAUAUAUUCAACAUGAUCCGAAGAAAAAUAAGGUAACAUUAAAAAUUGGUGGCGCCGCGACAGUUUUUUUCGGGACACAAGUCAAAAUCAAAUGUCCAGUCAAAAGAUUCAAUCGGACCAAAAUUCAAUGGAGUCGAGAUCGCAAAACCCUACGUAAAUCGAAGAAAAUCAAAAUUUCGAAAAAGGGUGCACUUCGAAUUUUAGAUGUGACCUAUCGCGAUCAAGGCACCUACGCGUGUCAUGCCGGUUUAAGUGUGGCUGAUUUGAAAUUGACGGUCAAACCGAAACCGGGUGAUAGCAUGCCAGUACAGCAAGGAGAUUAUGAAGAUGAAUAUGACGACGGACAUAAUACGUUGGGUGAUCAUACGCGAGCGGAUUCUCAACAAUAUCCGUUAGUUGAUGGCAGUGUUGAACAUGCAAAAACGAAACAACGUGAAAGGAAUAAAAAUCGCAAUAGACAAAAAGGUUCCGACAAUAUGCGGCAUGCUGAUAGCAAUAUUGCAGACAAUCCGAACGAGGAACAAUUAAACGACGAUAGUCCUCAUACUGCAGCCAGUAGUUCGGGUAGCCGAACGGUAGCGAUGCCACAUUUUCAGCAGUUGCUAGUGAGCUUACAGUUUUUCUGGCCAUUUCAGAGUUUCAGCAAUUCGCGCGGCCAUCAAAUGCUUGUUGAUCGGGGAAUGGAUUUCCGAUAUGAGUUAGAACAUUUGGAGCAGGAUGUACCAGUUGGUAGUUUCGGCGGUCUGCAUCCAAUGGAAUUGUUGAAUGGAGAUGCACAUAAUGUCACUGUACUUGGGCAAGGGGAACGAGAUAAAGUCAAGUUUGAAUGGAUGAUAACACCAUGGUCUGAAUGUUCUCAAAGUUGUGGAGAAGGAUUAGGCAUCAAGUCUCGAAAAGCUCAUUGCAUGGUUCGUCUUGACAAUGCAACGCUGAAUGUGCAAAACGACUUAUGUGAAGAUGCUGGUCUAUCUGUGCCGGAAACGAUUGAAAAAUGCGGACUCGUUGAGUGCCCACAUUGGGCAACCACUAAUUGGACGGAAUGUUCGCAAUCGAGAUGCAUCAGUCGACACAAGGCAAUCCAACAGCGUAAAGUGGCUUGUUGGUUUAACAAUCAAACAGUCGAUAGUACUUUGUGCAAAGAAGACGAAAAUCCGAUUUCUAGACAAGAGUGCUACAAUGACAGGUGUAAAGCCGUGUGGUUGGUUCAUUUAUGGUCCGAGUGUAUGGCACCAUGCGAUGAGCAGGGGAACAAAUAUCGACUAUUAAAAUGUGUCUGGCAUGGGACAGAGAGACCUGCAGGAAAUGCCUGUGAAAAGCUUCCUCGACCAGCCGUUAAGAAAGCAUGCAGAGCAGAACCGUGCAUCUCAAACUCAUCAUCGUGGCGCAUAUCAAAUUUUAGUUGGACGCAUAUGAUUGUCAUCAGUAUGGGCUUCAAAUUUUAUUAUUAUUUACAAUUUUAAUCAAUUGAUUUUUGUUUACAUUUUUUCAGUUGCGCUUUUUAUAUGUCGCAUUGAAAAAUAAAAAAAUAAAUGAAAAAAAAGAGAAUAAAAAGAAAGCCAAUUCGUUUUUACGUUUUAAUUUUCAAAAUAAAUAAAUAUAGCGAAUGUGAAUUUACAGAAUUAUUUAAUGUGCAAAUGACUGAAUAAAUAAAUAAAGAACAAAAAAAAACACACACACAACGUGUUUUUCAAAUAUGCAUGUGAAAGUAUAAUGAAAUAAAAUUUAUAAACAAAAAAUAAUUGAAAUUUAAAGAAAUAAUAAUGAACACACACACACAGCUUUUGACUAUUAAUUGCAAGUCUCAUUUUUCGGUUGAAUUAAACUCUUUCAUUUCUGUAUUUGUUUCACAUUCAAUUUUAAGUUAAAAAUUGAAUUAUUAAAAUCAAUUUCGAAUAUGGUUAAUUGACGUCCAAUUUUCUCUUCAAAACCAGUAAUUAUAUUGUAAAAUCGAAUAAAAAAAUUUAUAAAUAAAAUUUGUAAAUAAAAAA
Molecule: messenger RNA, 5386 nt
Organism: Bradysia coprophila
Lineage: Eukaryota; Metazoa; Arthropoda; Insecta; Diptera; Sciaridae
Gene: nolo
Product: ADAMTS-like no long nerve cord
Biological process (GO): proteolysis; extracellular matrix organization
Cellular component (GO): extracellular matrix
Molecular function (GO): metalloendopeptidase activity
Source: RefSeq, a predicted model, not a curated record